Messenger RNA from Lodderomyces orthopsilosis Co 90-125, 5709 nucleotides. RefSeq names its product Mlp1p (gene MLP1). Gene Ontology annotation, molecular function: structural constituent of nuclear pore. Bases 1 to 5709 code for a protein of 1902 amino acids. Gene Ontology annotation, biological process: mRNA export from nucleus. NCBI's taxonomy places the organism in Eukaryota, Fungi, Ascomycota, Pichiomycetes, Serinales, Debaryomycetaceae. The record is from RefSeq and is a predicted model, not a curated record. Gene Ontology annotation, cellular component: nuclear pore. The transcript has a single exon.
AUGGGUGAAGACAAUUCAUCAAUUGACAAACAAAAGGAAGAGGAGUCUGAACAGAAAGUAGUUAAUGCUUCUCAUAACGACUCCGCAAUCAACCCACACAGCAAUGAAACCGACCAACCCCAAUCGACAAACGAGCCAGCCCAACAAGCAAUUAGGGAAAAGGAUCAAUCAGGCACAACUCUCAAGAGGCAAGAAACAGACGAAAAUAAACUAGUCACAAACAGAGAGGAAGAUCUGGGGAUGCCUGCAGACGACCUGAUUCAUGAGGAUCCGCACACUUCGUUUCUACAACUACCUGCCUCGGAUAAACAACAAUAUACAACACCUUCGAAGUCAUUGCCACCACUCAAAGAUCAAGAACCAAUUGUAACUCCUAAAUUGUUUGACGUAGCUCCAGAUAAUGAGCAUCUGGAACUGUAUAAUUCGACUCAAGAGGUGGCCAGUUCGCCCAUUAGGAAUGACAUUUUGUCUUGUACCCACGAUGAUGAUAUCCUUGAUGGAAAUUCAAAAACCACCGUGAGAAAUUUCCUAUCUAUCGACGAGAACGAAUUGAAAGCAUUACAAGAUAACCAUCUAUUAAGAACACUUCUGACAAAGGCACAUGAGUUUGAGAGAUUACAAACACAGAACAGCCAAUUUAGAUUAAAGCUAGAAGAGACGUUUACAAAUAGUAGAAAUAAAAUUAACUCACUUCAGCAAAAAUAUUCAGAGGCAGACAAUUCGUUGCUUUCGUUGCGGGAUGAGAAUGCAGAGUUGGUCUCAAAUUGCAAGAAGCAAGAGGUUAAAGUAAGAGAGCUAGAGCUUUCUAAUCAACAAUUGGCAUUACAAGUUAAUGAAUAUCAAAGACUAAGCUCAGAAAAAGCCUCAGAAUUGAAGGAAUUGAAUGAGAAACAAAGUUAUCAGGAGAUUAAACACAUGGAAAAGCUCGAGGAGUUAUCUACUGCGAAUGUUGCUCAAAGCAAAAAGCUAAACCAAAUAACAAUGGAGUAUAAUAGGUCAGAAAAUGAAAAAUUUACGAUUAGUUUGCUGUUAACAAAGGCUCAAAAUGAAGCAAAUUUCUUAAAAGACCAAAAGCUCUGGUAUGAGGAACAACUAAAGUCAGCGCAGCUGAAAUACACAGAUUUGUUACAAAAGUACGAAUCAGAGCAAUCACAAACUGAGUCCAACGUCAGCAGGUUAACCGUCAAAUCGGAGAGCCUCAAACAGUUGGUCAAACGCCACGAAAAGACUAUUGCAGAUCUAGAAGCGUCAUUGAAAACAGAGUCAGACAAAAAAUCUGCAGCUGAAUCUAAAUUGAGGUCUGUCGAGUCCCGCAUAAUAGAAGAGUCCAACGCAAAUCAAGAUUUGUUGGAGUUAACUAAACUUCAGAGCGAUCAGCGUGCAGCUAGAAUUGAGCAGUUAGAAGCUUAUUCUGAAGAACUUAAAACCAAAUCAAAUGAUAACAUAGAAACUUUCAGCUCAACCAUAUCAUCACAAGAACAAACAAUUGCUGAAUUGGAAGAAAAGCUUGAGAGAAUGGAAUCAGUAUUGAAUGCAGAAAUUGGCGACAAGAAGCAAAUACUCGAAUUUGAUGCUAACUCAGGUUUAUCUGGAAUUUCAUUACCCACUCUUUUCGCCGAAUACAAUCAUGUGAAAAAGCAGCUCUCAGUAGAAAGACUGCAAAGAGAAAAGUUGGAGAAAGAAUUGGAAAAUUUUGUCAUUGAGCUUGACGCUAGAAAGCCUGCCAUUGCUAAUUACAAAGACCAAAUCCAAUUUUACGAAUCUUUGGUAUCCGAGUUGAAUGACAAGAUUGAGAAACUCCACGCAGACAAUGUUUCCCUUGAAAAAGAGUGUAAAAGGCAAAGAUCCUAUAGCGUUAGUUAUGAAAACGAAAUUUCAUCUUUGAAACAAGUGGUCAAAGAUUUGGGAAGGCAAAUAUGCUACUUUCUCAUACACUCACAGAUUAGGGACAGGAAUGAUGAGCCCCUUGCUUUCAGUGAGCGUAGCAAGAUUGAAAAAAUUCUAGACCGCACAGGCAAUUUCGAGGACUCCGUCGAGUCAGACUCUGAUAGGCUAGUAUCAGAGAGAUUGCUAACAUUCAAGGAUAUAAUAGAGCUUCGACAAAAAAAUCAGGACUUGCUUAUUGCGGUAAGACAAUUAACAAAGAAGUUGGAAAGUUUAGAGGAAGACAGUAACAACUUACAAGUUGUGGAGGAAGCCCAAGAGGCGAUAAUGACUUUGGAUAGUGAGUUGGAAAGUGCUAAUUCCAAGCUCCAAGCAAUUACUAGUGAAAGAGACGCUCUUCGAAAACUCAACAAUAAAAUGGCUGAUGGAGUGGCUGGAGGGAACACUUCGUUGCCAGAUUUGGAACUAACUAAAAAAAUUGAGGAAUAUGAAUCUGUGAUCAAGAAAAUGAGGGACGAGUCAGUAGAGGCUGUAAGAAAAGUAAAUGAGGAGUUGAAGAAAGCUAAUGAGAACAAAAACGAACUUUUAACACAACUUUCUGCGGCCAACAAAUCCAUCGAAUUGACAGAGAUGAAAUUGUCUACUACUCAGAAAUCAAUCGACUUAGCAAUUGCGGAGAAGAAUCAAGUCAAAUCAGAGCUAGACUUUUGGAAUAAACAAGCACAAAAAUUGGAGGACCAAUUGAGACAAAAAUCGCAAGACCUUCGGGUAGUUCAAGCAAGGUUUGAACAGAGCAGUACAUCAUUGGUCACUAUACAACAAGAAAAGGAAUUUGCUAAUAGAAUGCAAUUGUCGCUUAACAAUGAGCUUUCAUCGUUGAGAGACGACAAGAUGAAAUUGAAUGAUUUGGUUGUUAACUUGCAAACGAUGCUAAGGGAAAGAGAUGACUCAAUCAAAGAGAUUACAGCUAAGCUUAAUGAAUCAUCCGAGGCAUCUCAGAACUUACAGAGGAAACUCAAUGAAAAAGAAGAAAGACUCCAGAUAUUGUCCAACCAAUCGGAAAAGACGUUCAAAGCACAGAAUAGCAAGUUGGAACAAAUCAAUGACUUGAGCUUACAGUUGUUACAUUUAAAGAACGAAGUGUCAGAGAAGGACAAGCGUAUAGUGGAGUUGAGUGCUAGAUUGAAAGAUGCAACGCUUAAUGCAUACAGUAAACCGGAGGUUAAGCAAUUGCAGGAAGAUUUGAGAAUUGCAGGGGACCGACUUGUGGAAUUGACAAAGUUGGUUAAUGAUAAGGAAACAGCUAUAGUUAAUAAUGUUAAAUCAUUCAAUGAAGAGAGAGCUUCCUGGGAGGCAAAGUAUACUAGACUUACCAAAGAGAAAAAGAAUUCAGAUGAUGAAAUUACAAAAUUGAGAGAAGCGAAUGAAAAUAAUGCACAGGAAUUGGAAAAAUCAAAGGAAAAAUUUGUAGCUGAUUAUAAUACGUUGCAAGGCAAAUUUGCCGAAGUUGAAGUUAAGGCUGAAAAAUUUGAUAGUUUGGAAAGAAUUUACGAGGACAGGCUUGACGAUGCUAAUGGAAAACUUGAGAAUGAAAAGAAAACGGUUAUUGACUUGCAGAGUAAGUUGGAUGUGGAGGCGGAAAAAAAUUUGUCAUUGAAUGAGGAAAUCAAAACUAUGAAAGAUAAGGUAGCAAACAACGAUUUUGUUAUAGCGUUGCUCAAACAGGAAAAGGAAACAAUCAAUAAAAAAUUGAGGGCCUUAGAAGGUGAGCUCAGUGUCAGUAGAUUGGAGUUGGAGAAUGAAAAGAAUAUUUCAAAAACAAAGCGAGCUGAGUUGGAGGAUCAAAACAGACUUUUACUCGAUCAAUUGGAAUUGGGUGGCACUUCGGAAAAUGGCGAGGAUGGUGGAUCAAAUGACGUUAAACAGGUUAUUGAGUAUCUUCGUCGUGAGAAAGAAGGAAGCGAUACUAAGCUUUUCACCGUUGAAGAAGAAAAUUCAAAUUUGAGGGCCAAGGUAGAAAGUUUACAAAACGAGGUAUCGACCCUUCAAUCACUAAAGAGCAACUCCAGCAUAUUGGAUUUUGGCAACAACGAGAAGGAACAAAAUCAACUCGCAAGCCAAUUGCAACAGAUCAACCAGUUGAAGGAGCAUACCAAUAACCUUACAUAUGAAAUUAAGAAGAAAGACGCCGACCUUGAAAAAUUGAAAACCGAAUUCAAUAGGAUAACGACCGAAUUGGAUACUGUCAAGCAAAGUUCUCAGAAACAAAUAACCCAAGCCGGAAUCAAUCAGCAGAAAUUACGAUUACUUGAGGAGGAGAAUGCGCGUCUCAAAGCUAUUUCAACAAACGCGGUGUCUAGGAAGGCUGAUGAGCCCAAGGGCCCACCACCAGAAAUUAUUAGAAUGCAAGAGCAAAUGGAUAAGUUGAAAAACAAAGCUAAUGACAGAAUCAAGACAUUGAAGCAGGAACAUGCCGCUAGAGAGAAGGAGAUUAAUGAAACCAAAGAUAAAGAGUUGAAGCAAUUGAAGGAGAAGAUUGAAGCCUUACAAAGUAAAGAAGCUGCUCCAGGCUCUCAAGAUGUAAAAGUACAACAAAAGGUUGAGGAGUUGAGCAAACAGCUAAAUGCCAUAAAGGAGGAAAACAGUGGAUUGAUACGUGAAAAGAACGAAUUGGUUAAAAAGUUGUUCACCUUGGAGGCCAGCUUAAAAACUCAGUUCAACAAAGAGAAAGAGGAAUUGCGCAAGUCUCUCGAAUCUUCAAGCUCGAAUAGUGCUACAGAUGUUACAAAGGCAAAAUAUGAUGAACUUCAACACCUCUUGGAAAAGACCAGGAACGAGGUGCAACAAAAAAUUGAUCAAGAGAAGAUAAAGACCACACAAGAGGUUGAAAAGAAGUUUGAGUUCAAAAUGAAAAUGUUGACGAGAAAGGUUGAGAAGUAUGAGUCAGAGUCAAAGGCAAAGAAACAGACACACGAAGCAGGACAAGGGAAGCCUUUACCCCAACAGGUGACACAACAAACGACGCAACCAAUGAAACAGCCAAAAAUGCAGUCAGUGGUAGAGCCAACGGCGCAAUCUACGACUCAACAAGUCACACAUCCAACGACACAGCCACACCCACAAGCAUUUCUGAAGAGCUCAGCCUUUGGUCAACCACCUCAAACUAAACCAGUACAAGUUUCACAGCCACAAACAACUUUGCAACCUCAAUUAAGUCAAAUGACAGCACAGCAACCAACUUAUCAAUUUGGCACCCGACAAACCGAUUUGUUUGGAGCGCGUAGUUCCACAACCCAGCCAUCAGUACCCACCACCACAGUCCAAAACACUUCACAAGUGCUGCAACCAGUUGAUGCUGGCGGUGCUUUAAAUAAAUUGACGCCAAAUGAGAAACCAAGUAUCAGUGCUAGUGUAGCAACUACUACGGCAACUGUUCCAGACAAAGCAGCCAAUAAUGACACCCUGGUAAAUGAAAUCCAGACUGAAUCACCACAAACGCAAUCACAAGUGCCAUCUUCCGCUUCGCAGGCUACUGGGAAAUCGGAGCAACUGUCAUUAUCGCUGUCUCAAAUCCCAAUAAUUACAGCACAACAGCCGUCAACAACCACGCCUGUGACUAAACCCGUGGUUAAAAAACUUUCAAUUGCAUCUCCUAUUGCUCCUGGUGCAGAGUCUACCUUGAAUGUAACACGUCCUGCGAUUGCAAGGACUGAACCAAGAAACCCCAAGACUUCUGAAGAAAAGCACGGUGUCUCGCCAAGUAAUGAGCGCAAGAGAUCUUUCCAAGAUGAAAGACCGAAAGUUAAAAAAACCAGACAAGAAUGA